UUCAAAAAGUGUGCAAGGAUACAGGGCUGAGACUUGAAGGAAAACUUCUAUACACUGCAGCCAGGGACCAUCAUCAGAGCCAGGGACCAUCAUCAGAGCCAGGGACCAUCAUCAGAGCCUGGAGGCUGCUGCUACUGACCUGCUUGCAGUCAGAGCUGGUGUCAUUCCUAAACCAUGUUGGUGGUUCCUGCAUUCCUUCUCUUCCUUACACUCUCUGUACCUGCACUGGGACAAUAUGAGCACUGGCAGUAUUAUCCUGAAUAUCACGAGCAACAAGCACCCCCUCCACGGCCAACAGAGCCACCCAAGCCUGCCCAGAAGGUCCACGUUCGUCUAGCAGGAGAGAAACGCAAACACACUGAAGGGAGAGUGGAAGUUUACUAUAACGGGGAGUGGGGCACUGUGUGCGAUGAUGACUUCUCUAUCCAUGCGGCUCAUGUAAUCUGUAGAGAACUAGGCUUCACGGAGGCAUUAUCAUGGGCACCCGGCGCCAAGUACGGCAAGGGAGAUGGUACAAUCUGGCUGGACAACGUACACUGCAACGGCAGAGAGAGCAGCAUUGCCUCUUGCACCUCUAAUGGCUGGGGGGUUUCGGACUGCAAGCACAGUGAGGACGUCGGCAUUCAGUGCAGCGACCGCAGGAUCCCUGGGUACAAAUAUGAUAAUGCUUUGGUGGAGCGGCUGGAGGUGCUGAACAUUCUGGUGGAAGACGUGCGCAUCCGCCCCAUCCUUGCCACAUACCGCAAGCGAGUGCCUGUUACUGAGGGUUACGUGGAAGUAAAAGUUAAUGACCAAUGGAAGCAGGUGUGCGACACCCACUGGACCCAGAAGAACAGCAGAGUAAUAUGUGGCAUGUUCGGGUUCCCCGGGGAGAGGAAAUACAACCAGAAGGUCUACAAAAUGUUUGCAACCCGCAAGAAGCACACCUACUGGGAAUUCUCUGCUAACUGUACUGGAAAUGAGGCCCACAUAUCCUCCUGCACUGUUGGCAAUAUUCCUUCAAACCUGACCUGUAAUGAUGGGGCUCCUGCAGUAGUCAGCUGCACCCCAGGAAGAGCCUUUGCCCCAAGUCCCAACGCAGGCUUCAGAAAGGCAUUCCGUCAAGAGCAUCCAUUGGUGCGCCUGAGGGGUGGAGCCAACACUGGAGAAGGACGAGUUGAGGUUCUGAAGAAUAAUGAGUGGGGAACUAUUUGUGAUGAUCGAUGGAACUUGGUUUCUGCCAGUGUGGUCUGCAGGGAGCUUGGGUUUGGCAGUGCCAAAGAGGCUUUAUCAGGAUCACAGAUGGGGCAAGGGAUGGGCCACAUUCAUAUGAGUGAGAUCGAGUGCUCCGGUUUUGAAAAGUCACUUAUAGAUUGCAAGUUUAACAUGCAUACCCCCAGCUGUACCCAUGAGGAGGAUGCGGCAGUGAAGUGCAAUAUACCAGCCAUGGGUUUCCAGAACCAGGUUCGUCUGAGUGGCGGACGUAACCCCACAGAGGGAAGAGUGGAAGUUUUAAUGGAGAAGAAUGGCACCCUGCGCUGGGGCACUGUGUGCAGUGAGAGCUGGGGCACACUGGAAGCCAUGAUUGUCUGUCGCCAGCUAGGACUAGGAUUUGCCAGCCAUGCUUUCCAGGAAACCUGGUACUGGCAGGGUGAUGUCACGGCUGAUGAUGUCAUUAUGAGUGGAGUGAAGUGCUCUGGCACAGAGAUGUCCCUGUCACACUGCAGACAUGACGGGCCCCACAUCAAUUGCCCCAAAGGAGGAGGACGAUUCGCUGCCGGAGUGUCUUGUGCAGAGACUGCCUCUGAUCUUGUCCUCAAUGCUCCUCUGGUUGAGCAGACCACAUACUUGGAGGACAGACCCAUGUUUAUGCUUCAAUGUGCCCAUGAAGAGCGAUGCCUGUCCUCCUCAGCUGACCGUGCCAGUUUUACCACUGGAUACCGUCGCCUUCUACGGUUCAGCUCCCAGAUACAUAACAACGGACAAGCUGACUUUCGACCUAAGACAGGACGCCAUGCCUGGGUAUGGCACGAAUGCCACCGCCACUACCACAGUAUGGAGGUCUUCACUCACUAUGACUUGCUGAGUUUGAAUGGGACCAAGGUUGCUGAGGGGCACAAGGCCAGUUUCUGUCUGGAGGACUCGGAGUGUGAAACAGAUGCACAGAAGCAGUUUGUGUGCGCUAAUUUUGGUGAACAAGGGAUCAGUAUUGGCUGCUGGGAUAUUUACAGACAUGACAUCGACUGCCAGUGGGUCGAUAUCACUGAUGUGGCCCCAGGAGAUUAUUUCUUUCAGGUUAUUAUUAACCCCAACCAGGAGGUGGCAGAGUCAGAUUACACCAACAACAUCAUGAAGUGUCGAUGUCGAUAUGAUGGCCAACGUAUAUGGAUGUACAACUGCCAUAUAGGUGGCUCAUACAGCACAGAGACCGAGGAAAAAUUUGAACAAUUCAGCGGACUCAUCAACAACCAGCUGUCAGCCCGGUAGAACCGAUAGGGAACAAAGUUCAUCUCUUCCACAUCCAGAGGAGAACAGGAUCAGCCUCAAGUGCUCCAACAGCAAGCCUGGACAAUGAAGGGGAGGGAUCUAUUGGCUGUGGUGCUAGUCCUUAUGGGAGAGGGUUGUAAAGCUGUAUCUUCUGGAUAAUCUUACAUUCCUUGGUACUUGGCAACAAAGCAGACAUCAAAUAAGCAGUCUGAAUACGCAUGUUCUACAGCCUAUCCACUCCAUAUAAGUCACUAAAAGGGGACCCCACUAUCAGAUGUGUCCACAUGACAGGAUUCCCAGGCCAGUAAUUUGGAUGCACACAAGAUCAAUUCUUCUAAAGAGACUGGCUAAGAAGAACACCUUUAUUUCUAUAUAUAAUCUAGGGCUGUGCAGCUGAUGGACUGAAGACGGUUGCUGCAAAUUUACUUGAUUGUACACUCGGCAAGUUGUACAUGGUGCACCAACAGUGGCGUGUUGCUAAUCACUGAAGAGCUGCCAUGGAAGCCGAGUGCUUGUGUCAUUCAGAUGUACAGCAUCAGGGACUGCACCAUUACACCUAGCCAACUGAUCCUGUUUCAGUCUCUCCAUGCACUCUGGGACCAUUAUAUCCACAUACUAUGGAUUCCAUAUGGCAUUUAUGGUGCUAUUAACUCUUCUGCCAGUGGAUCCUUCAGCACUUUGCUGUGCUCCAUGUCAUACACCUUGUGUCCGACAGACUUGCUAAUAUUCACAGGAGAGCUGCAGAACUGCCCUGCACAGCCUGUUAUGUACUAUGUAUUGAUAUGUGAAAUACACAUCCCUGUACACCAAUUCAGCUUCUCCCACCAGCCUGCAGUAAAGGCACCAGCACUGCAUCCAAACAGUACAUAUAUAUCUCCUUUCUGUGUAUGUCUAGGAAUAAAUUAUAACUUAUUACUAUUUA
Messenger RNA from Rana temporaria (common frog), 3388 nucleotides. It is a transcript of the gene LOXL2, whose product is annotated as lysyl oxidase like 2. The record is from RefSeq and is a predicted model, not a curated record. Gene Ontology annotation, biological process: peptidyl-lysine oxidation. Gene Ontology annotation, cellular component: membrane. Lineage: Eukaryota; Metazoa; Chordata; Amphibia; Anura; Ranidae. Bases 175 to 2466 code for a protein of 763 amino acids. The transcript is spliced from 14 exons. Gene Ontology annotation, molecular function: protein-lysine 6-oxidase activity; copper ion binding.